Molecule: messenger RNA, 360 nt
Organism: Linum trigynum
Lineage: Eukaryota; Viridiplantae; Streptophyta; Magnoliopsida; Malpighiales; Linaceae
Source: the annotation of a GenBank genome assembly
AUGAAGAUCGAUCGUCGGUCGUCGUCGCCAUCCCGUCCUUCUUCAUCCUCGGAGGUCGAUGAGACCUGGAAAGAGUCGAAGUUGUCUCAGUCGCUGCCCCUUCCUCAUCCUCCAGAUCCAAUGCCUGGCGGCAGUAGAAGUAGGUCGAUUUGGUCGAUCCUCUGUCACCGUCGGCAGGUGCAGCAAGCCGAUCCUCGGUUGUCGCCGCCGUCAUCGUCCCCUGCAUCGCCUUGCAAUUUCAUUGGUCGCUGCCUUGUCUUCUUCCUCGUUGUUGCCGGCUCCCAUCUAUCUCGCCGGCGCCCCUCGUCGGAGCCAAUUGCUAGCUCACCGUCGCCGCAAAGUGAGAGGGUAAGAGGCUAA